Molecule: messenger RNA, 1665 nt
Organism: Cryptococcus wingfieldii CBS 7118
Lineage: Eukaryota; Fungi; Basidiomycota; Tremellomycetes; Tremellales; Cryptococcaceae
Product: flavin-containing monooxygenase
Exons: 4
Coding region: 1-1665 (554 amino acids)
Molecular function (GO): flavin adenine dinucleotide binding; monooxygenase activity
Source: RefSeq, a predicted model, not a curated record
AUGAGCCCCACCGCCAUCAGCGACAACUUCCAACAAGUCGACUUCCAAGACCUCAAGUCCAAGGUCGUCGAAGGCCACGUCGAGCUCGAGGAGACCCCCAAGCCUUCCGUCGCCGACGACUUCAUGUACGACUUCAAGUACAACCAUAGCCUGCCCACCACCGACGCCCUUGGUGUCUCCAUUCCCGAAGACGCCGACCCUCAGGCGGCAGCUGAAGAACUACUCGCCAAGCUUUCACAGGCUUUGGGCAAGGGCGACGCACAGGCGUUCACUGGCUCGUUUCUUGACUAUGGUGUUUGGAGAGACAAGCUCGCCUUCUCGUGGGACUACCGCACCUUCAACUGGGCCGAGAACAUUUCUCAGGCUGCUGCCGACCUCUUGCCCACCAAUCGCUGUGGCAAGUUUGAGAUCCUCAAGCCUGCCCUCCAGAAGCCCUAUCCCGACCUUGGCUUCCUCCAAUUCAUCCUCGCUUUUGACACUCCCCUUACUCGCGCGUCCGGUCUCCUCAUCGCCGAGGGUUGGAAGAUUUGGACUCUGCACACCGUCGCCGCGUCUCUUCUCCAGUUUCCCGAAGUCGACCCCAGUGAUGGACACAUGACUGGAUCUGUCAGCUGGGAGAAUCAGAGAGCCGCCGAUGACGAUCAGAUCAAGCCCGAUGUUUUGGUGGCUGGUGGUGGUCAGAACGGUCUCGCUAUCGCGGCUCGACUCAAAGCUUUGGGAGUCUCCAAUCUCAUCAUCGAACGCAAUGCCGAGAUCGGCGAGAUCUGGAGGAAACGAUACGAAUACCUGGCCGACCACUUGCCCUACUUUCCCUUCCCAAAGCAAUGGCCGACCUACACGUCUGCCCAGAAACUGGGUAUCUUUAUGCAGUGGUAUGCCUCUGCUCUGGAGCUUCCUGUAUGGACCAAGUCCACUAUCACCAAGGCAGAGCAGGAUGUCGACGGCAAGUGGACCGUCGAGAUCAACAAGGAUGGAGAGACCAGAGUCUUGCACCCCAAGCACGUUGUGAGUAACGGGCUAUACUGUUCUUUGAACUCUUCUUACAUGAGCUCAGGUCAUGGCUACUUCACUGUGCGGUGUUCCAAUGAUGCCCGUCGUUCCUGGUAUGGACAAGUGGAAGGGAACGUCCGCCACUCUACUGCCAACGAUAGCUCUCGCGACUGGGUCGGCAAGAAGGUUCUCGUCGUUGGCACAUCCUCCUCCGGCUUUCACACUGCCUACGACUGUGCCGGAGUAGAUAUCGUCGUUACUAUUCUUCAACGCUCUCCGACAUAUGUCAUGUCCUUGACCCACUCUGUUCCCCGUGGAAUUGGAAACUACGAGCCCAAGAAGGGUCUUCCUCUUCCCGACUUCGAGGAACAGGACAGGCUUUUCCACAGCACGCCUCUCGGCCCCGGCGAGCCCCUUGCGCGACGUAACUGUGCUACACUCGAAAAGCUCGACAAGGAGCUGCUCGAUGGUCUCCAUGCCAAAGGUCUCAAGACCUAUGCCGGUCAGCGCGGUACCGGGCAAGUCACCCUCGGCUCUACUCGAAACGGAGGCUUCUAUUUUGAGGCUGGGGCCUGCGAGCAGAUCAUCAAGGGCAAGAUCAAGGUGGAGCAAGGAUUUGUCGAGUCGUUCACCGGGGCAUGCGAUUGUUUCUGGCGAUGCGGGACUGGUCCUUGA